This is a messenger RNA of Eimeria necatrix, 3048 nucleotides long. RefSeq lists its product as hypothetical. Lineage: Eukaryota; Apicomplexa; Conoidasida; Eucoccidiorida; Eimeriidae. The transcript has 3 exons. Bases 1 to 3048 code for a protein of 1015 amino acids. The record is from RefSeq and is a predicted model, not a curated record.
AUGCACCGCCACCCCAGCAGCAGCAGCAGAGGCAGCAGCAGCAGCAGCAGCAGCAGCAGCGAGAGCGCAGCUCAUCGAAGCUGCAGCAGCGACAGCAGCAGAAGCGUCAGCCCGAGCGUAGGCGCAGCAGCAACUGCAGCACCAUGCUCAGACACUGCAGCAAGCAGCAGCAGCCUGCAUGACGGCAGCAGCACAGCAGCACCGGAGGCAGCAGAAGCAGCAGCAGCAGCAGCAGCAGCAGCAGCAGCGAGUAAGCCUGCUGACCUCUCUAGCGUUUCUGUCUGCAGAUCCGCCCUCAGCACUAACAGCAGCAGCAACCCGGGCAGCCCGCCGCAGCAGCUGAGAAGGCCUCCAGAAGCAGCAGCAGCAGCAGCAGCAGCAGCAGCACCGAGUGCACUGGAAGCAGCGGAGAUCGCUGCAGCAACUGCUGCUGCUGCUGCUGCUGCUGCUCCGGCCGAGACAGCGGACGGGGCAGGGACCACGCUGCAGGAGCCAACAGCAGCAGCAGCAGCAGCGACAGCUGCUGCUGCUGCUGAAGGUGCAGCAGCAGCAGCAGGUUCAGCCGAAGGUGCAGCAGCAGGGCCCGAAACAGCAGCACGAGGGAUUGGGGAAGCUUCUGCAGCAGAAGAAGCAGCAGCAGCAGAAUCAACAGCAGCAGAAGCAGCAGCAGGUGGCUCAACUUUGACAGUGGGAGACGCAACUGCAGCAGAUGCAGCAGCGGCAGAAGCAGCAGCAGCAGCAGCAGCAGCAGCAGAAGCAGCAAUAGAGUCUCUUGCUGCGCUGUUGGAUGGGCCAGUGCCGCAGCAGCAGCCGUCCCGCAGUGUUGCUGCUGCUAUUGCUGCUGUGCACACAGUGACACAAGAAGCAGAGCAGGCAGCCCUUGCUGCUGCUGCUGCUGCUGCUGCAGCAGCAGCAGCGCAGCAGACAGCAGAGCCAGUGCAGCAGGAACCAGCUAGUGCGGGGUGCACGCGAAGAGAUGCAGCAACAGCAGCAGCAGCUGCUGCUGCUGCAACUGCUGCUGCUGCUGUCGCCGACGCAGCUGCAGCAGACUUGUCCCACGAGCAGCAGCAGCAAGAUGAAGCACGCAGCUUAGGUGCGGUGGAGACUUCAAAUGCAGCAGCAGCUGCUGCAUUUGCUGCUGCUGCUGCGGCUGCUGCUGCUGCAGGCGCGGAGAAUUCCGGUCCGUCAGGUGGACCAAGUGCAGCAGCAGCAGAAGAUGCUGCUGCUGCUGCUGCUGCUGCUGCUGCUGCUGCACAUCCAGCAUAUUCAGUGGAGGCUGCAGUUCCUGCGCCGGGGCCUGAGUCUGCGUCGCCAGAAACAGCAGCAGCAGCAGCAGCAGCAGCUGCUGCUGCUGCUGCUGCUUCUGCUGCUGCUUCUGCUCCACCUCCCACAGCCACGCCCGCACCUCCGCUGCCAGCAGCGCCGCCGCCGGCGCUCGAAGAAGCAGCAGCAGCAGCGGGAGCAGCAGCAGAAGGGGAGACAAGGGAAGCAGAAGCAGCAGAAGCAGCAGCAGCAGAAGCAGCAGCAGCAGCAGCAGCAGUAGCAGCAGCAGCACCUGUGCUUGACGGGGCCCCGCCGUUUCGCUUUUUCUCUCAGGGCCUUGACCUCACUCACUUGCUUUCGGGCACUAGGCAGCAGCAGCAGCAGCAGCAGCAGCAGCAGCUGCAGCAGCAGGACGCCAGCCUGUCUCCUGCUGCUGCCGCUGCUUCUGCCGCUGCUGCAGAGGCUUCUGCCGCUGCUGCUGGGCCGCCGCUGGACGCCGCAGCCGCUCCGGCGCAGCAGCGCGGGCAGCAGCAGGCCGAACAGCAGCAGCAGCAGCAGCAGCAACAGCAGCAGCAGCAGCAGCAGCAGCAGCAGCAGGGCGAAAGCGACUUACUUGGUUCUGUCUGCACUUCAUCCACCGCAGAGGGUCUGUGCGACAGGGCCCCAGGGGCCCCCCCGGGGGCCCCCGCCUCUGCAGCGAGUGCCCCGGAGGGGCCCCCGGGGGGCCCCCCGAGGAGCAAAUGCUACACUUGGGAGCCGCUGCAGCACUUGGCGGGGCUGGAGCUGCUGCUGCAGCAGGCGCAGCAGCAGCUGGGAGUUGACUGCUUCCUGCCCUGGGGGCCCGAGGCGGAGCCGCCCCCGCAGCAGCAGCAGCAGCAGCAGCAGCAGCAGCAGCAAGCAGCAGCAGACGCCGUCCACGACGCUGCGCCUGCUGCUGCGGCCGCGGCUGCGGGGGGAGCGCGCAGCAGCAGCAGCAGCAGCAGCAGCAGCAGCAGCAGCAGCAGCAGCAGGGGAGGGGCGGAUCCCGCGAGUGGAAGCAAGGACUCUGGGCCAGAAAGCUCCACUGCUACUGCAGCAAGAAGCAGCAGCAGCAGCAGCAGCAGCAGCGGCGGCGUAGGCGCAGUAUUUGCAACGUCGGGAGCAGCGCACGCAGCAGCCAGCAGCAGCAGCAGCAGCAGCAGCAGCAGCAGCAGCAGCAGGGGAGCUCCCGCCCCCGUGCUGCAGAGCAUUAGUAGGUACCGCAGCAGAUUUGGGCGCGGGGAAUACAGAGUGACCUUCCGGGGAGUUGCUUCGGGGGGGCAGCAGUGGGUGCCGGAGCAGCAGCUGCUGCUGCUGCCAGCCAGCAGCGUGUCUGCUGCAGUGCAGCAGCAAGCUGCUGCUGCCAAGUCGCAGUGGCUCGAAAGGCUCAGGGAGAGUGCUGGGGUGGACAGCGAGUGCCACAAAAGCCUUAGUGGGGUUUUUGGACAGACACUCAAACAACAAGAGUCUCAGGUGUACGGACAGCAGCCGCGCGGGGCGCUGGUGACAGGUCCUGCUGCAGUUGCUGCUGCUGCUGCUGCUGCUGCUGCUGCAUGCUUUGUUUCUUCGGCAACUGCAGCAGACGAGCUGCUGCAGCAGCAGCUGGUGACAGGUCCUGCUGCAGUUGCUGCUGCUGCUGCUGCUGCUGCUGCAUGCUUUGUUUCUUCGGCAACUGCAGCAGACGAGCUGCUGCGGCAGCAGCAGCCACUGCAGCAGCAGCAGCACUGGGCGUUGCAAAAGCCGCAGCAGCAGCACCAGAUGCUCUAG